Molecule: messenger RNA, 3791 nt
Organism: Lynx canadensis (Canada lynx)
Lineage: Eukaryota; Metazoa; Chordata; Mammalia; Carnivora; Felidae
Product: zinc finger protein 77-like
Exons: 2
Coding region: 1466-3310 (614 amino acids)
Biological process (GO): regulation of transcription by RNA polymerase II
Cellular component (GO): nucleus
Molecular function (GO): RNA polymerase II cis-regulatory region sequence-specific DNA binding; DNA-binding transcription factor activity, RNA polymerase II-specific
Source: RefSeq, a predicted model, not a curated record
UGGCCUCUUGGCACAUGAAAAGCUGCUCAGUAUCACUAAUCCUCAAGGAAAUGCAAAUUAAAACCAGGUGAGCUAAUGGCUAGUAUGAAAGAAACAGGAAGUACAAGUGUUGGUGAGGAUGUGGAGUAAGGGAAACGCCUCAUUGGUGGGAUUUCAAUGGGUGCAGCCAGCUUGUCAAACAGUAUGGAGUUUCCACAACAAAAGGAAACACAACAAUACCAUAUGGUCCAUAAUUUCACUUGUGGGUAGUUCACCAAAGGUAAAAACUAGGACAGUAAGAUACGUGCACCCCAACGUUCACUGUGCUCAAGAUACCUUAGCAACACAGGAGUCCUUCAACAGAUGAAUGGAUAAUGAAGAUGUGGUAUCUACAUACAAGGGACUGUCCCUCAGUAAUAUAAAAGGGACAAAUUCUUGAUGUUUGUGACACCAUGGAUGGAGCUAGAGAGUAUUACACCAAGUAAAUAAGUCAGGCAGAGAGACAAACAAAACAGCUUACUUAUAUGUGGAAUCUAAAUGACAAAAUGAACAAACAGCAGAAAAUAGGAAGACUUAAAACUCUAGGGAACAAAUUGGUGUUUGUGAGAUUGGAAGGGCAUUGAGAGGUGAAAUCAUGGAGGGGAUUGAGAAGAACAGAUUUGCACUUAUUGAAUAAGUCAUGGGAAGGAAAAGUAGAGGACAGGGAAUAUGGUCAAUAAUUUUGUAGUUUUGUAUAGUGACAGCAAUUACACUUUUUAUGGUGAGCAUUUUGUAAUGUAUGCAAUUGUUGAAUCCCCAUGUUGCACACCUGACACGAAUAUAUAGGUCAGUAUGCUUCUACCAAAAAAUGAGUGAGUGAAUGAAUGAAUGAAUGAAUGAAUAAUAAAAAGUCCCACAAUUAUCAGUCAUCAUGACUGUGAAGACGAAAGUUAGGCCCAUCUUCCAGAUUGCUUGUUGUCCUUCAAACCCUCCCUCCUGUUGAGCUCUUCUCAGGGGCAGGGCAGCAACCACACACACCAUCUAAUCUCCUAAUGGCAGCUGAGCAGCUCAGGCAGGCUCCACCGAAGGCCUCUGUGCCCUCAGACUGGCCAACCCUCGGUUGGACCAGGUUCUGGAGAAGGGAUUGGCGUUUGGAUGCAUCCAUUAGAAAUAUGGCUCAGGCUUUGUAUGAGCAGGGUGAUGUUUGCCAUUCACCUGUCCUCCCUGUUGGACUUUUCAUCCAUCAUAGCCCACGUGGCCAGUCUUUCUGUCUUCCUGUAGAGGUAGGGUGUGGAUGUGUUUGUCUUGUCCAGUUCCUUCCUACUUGGCUCUUCUGAUAAUUCUUAUCUCCACAUUAGUCUGCAUCUAGUUUGAAGUAUUUGUGGAUGAACGUGCUGCCAUUUCAGACACUUUAUUAUUGUCAAAGCCCCAAGUCACAAGGGUUCUCAGAAAUUUGGUCCAUGACCAUUCUUCCUCAUGAAGUUCAUUUCCAUUUCGGGAUCAGUAUAUGAAUAGAAGCAGACAUAUGGCCUGUUUUUUAACCUUCCGCAUCAGGUCAUUUCUACGAAAUUCAACUAGGCUCCCAAUUCUUGUAGUUUUUCCCAGUGAAGGUAAAAUGAGUGGAUCAAAGACUCAGCGGAAUUCUUUGCAGAAUGAGCCUCUGAGUGAAGAGAAAAUACUAAUGUUUACAAAAAAUGAUUCCCGUUCUGUGUUUGUAGAGAAGCAGAAAUUUCACAGCAGUGGAGAUCUGACCCAAAUGCAGGAAGGGCUUUUGAGCAGUCCUUUGUUGGAGAGUGUCUGUGAACGUUUUGAAGGAGAUCAAUGUGGAGAAACCCUGAACUCGAUUACAAGUCUUACUGUGCAUGAGGGGUGUCCUACUGGAGGCAAAUCCUGUGAAUGUGCUAAGUGUAGGGAAACCUUCACAGAUGGUUUUUCCCUAGGGAAUCUGCAAAGAUCUCACCCAGGACUCAAAUCUAGUCCCUGUGAGGAAUGUGGGCCGGCCUGUAGCUCCAUCUCAAGCCUCAGCACUCAGGUGGGUGCAGACCUUGUAGAGAAAUCCUAUGAAGGUCAGGACACCGGGAGAGCAUCGGAGACAUAUGCAAAGAGUCUGAGUAGUAAAAAAUCUCUAGAGUGCAGGAAAUGUGGAAAAGCUUUCACUUGCAUUUCUUCUUUUCAGGGUCAUGUGCAAAAUGACCGUGUACAGAGGGUCCAUACAUGUGACAUGUGUGGGAAAACCUUCUUAUAUCACUCCUUCCUUACACGUCAUAUGAGAACUCACACUGGGGCUAGAACCUCUCAAUGUCAGGAGUGUGGGAGAGCCUUCGGGUAUAAGUCAAGCCUGCAAAAACAUGUGCGGACCCACGCUCGGGAGAAACCCUAUAAAUAUCAGCUGUGUGGGAAAGCCUUCCCUGGUCAGCACACCUUUCUUGUACCUGGGAGAAGACCUACAGGGGAUGGAUCCUGGGAAUGUAAAGAAUGUGGGACAACUUUCAAGAUACGUCUACAUUUUGAAUGUCACAUGACCACACACAAUGUAGUGAAACCCUAUGAAUGUGGGGAGUGUGGCAAAGCUUUCAGGCAUCACCCAAACCUGCGAGUACAUAUGAGGACACACACUGGGGAAAGACCCUAUGAAUGUAAGGAAUGUGGGAAAUCUUUCCAGAGGUAUGGUCAUAUUAAACGUCACAUGACCACUCACAGUACAUUGAAAACCUAUGAAUGUAAGGAGUGUGGCAGAUCCUUUCGGGAUCAAUCAUACCUGCAAGUACAUAUGAGGAAGCACACUGGGGAAAGGCCCUUUGAAUGUCAGCAGUGUGGAAGAGCCUUCCGGAAUCACACAGACCUGCGAGUGCAUAUGAGGAGACACACUGGAGAAAGACCGUAUGGAUGUCAGCAGUGUGGGAAAACCUUCAGAUAUCAUUGGAAUCUGCGAAAUCAUGUGAAGAUACACACGGAGGAGAGACCCUAUGAAUGUCAGGAGUGUGGGAAAACGUUCAGGUAUAAGUCAUGCCUGCGAGAACAUAUGAGGACGCACACGGGGGAAAGACCGUAUGAAUGUCAGGUGUGUAGGAAAACCUUCAGAUAUCAUUGGAAUCUGCGAGAACAUGUGACAAUACACACAGGGGAGAGACCCUAUGAAUGUCAGGUGUGUGGGAAAACCUUCAGGUAUAACUCAUGCCUACGAGACCAUGUGAGGACACACACUGGCGAGCAACGCUAUAAAUGUGUGCAUUGUGGAAAAGCCUUCAGUCGUAAGUGCACCCUUGUACUACAUACUGUGAGAAAUCAUGCAGGGGUGGAAACUUGGAAUGUAAGGGGUGAGGGGAAGCUUUCAGGAAACAUCGACCUCUGAACAUUACAGGACCACACACAAGGUAGUGAAACCCUAUUAAUGUCAGGAAUGUAUCAGAGCCUUCAUGUAUCACACUGAUCUAUGGAUACAUACGCAGACACACACUGGGGAAAAACCCUGUAAAUGUCAACACUGUGGGAAAGCCUUCACAUCUCCUUGAAACUUGGGAGCACAUAUGAGGACACAUGCUUGGGAGAGAUCCUAUGAGUGUCAGCAGUGUGGGAAUACCUUCAGGUGCCCAUCACUGUGGAAGUACACAUACGGACACAUGUUGGGGAGAGACCUUUUGAGUAUAUAGAGUGUGGGAAAGUUGUCAGUUAGCUGCAAAAUGUUCAAGGUCAUUUGAAAACACACAGCGCAACUAAACCCUAUGAAUGCAAGAGGUGUGGGAAGGCAUACAAGUUCUUCUCAUCUCCUCAAGUGCAUAUGAAGAAACACCCUGGGGAGAGAUCUUGACAAAUCACUGAUCCCUUCAAGAACA